Messenger RNA from Culex quinquefasciatus (southern house mosquito), 1181 nucleotides. RefSeq lists its product as uncharacterized. Bases 1 to 345 code for a protein of 114 amino acids. The record is from RefSeq and is a predicted model, not a curated record. Lineage: Eukaryota; Metazoa; Arthropoda; Insecta; Diptera; Culicidae. The transcript has 4 exons.
AUGCUCGAUUGGAAGCAGGCAUGCAACCAGGACCUCGGACUGCAAGCCGUUCAAAGUGAGCACUCGAAGCAAUUAGGUUUUACGCCGUCGCGGCUAACCUCAAUCGUGUAUUUCUGUUUGACAGCUCGCGUGCACUGUUUACAUAGACUUAGUCGCGUUCGAACGGAAAGUGCUAAGUAUUUUUUUAAUUCAAAAUCGGCCGAAAUUACAAAAGUCAAGUGGAAACCGAAGGCGAAGUGGGUGGCAAAUUUGUCUACAUGCUCGCUGAACCCGAACGAAAACGAAGCCGUGCUGCUGGCGGAGAUGGUCAAGCAAUACCUUGUUCCGACGCUCUGCCUGGAAUGACCUACAAGGAACCGAUCACCAAGGACAUGAAAGACCCAGAAAACUACCGCACCGUCUUCCGACCGCUUAUGCUCCAGAUCCAGCUCCCGAGGACAUGGUCAAGUUCAAUCUCGAGCGCUGCAACCUCGCCCUCCUCCACCAGCAGAACACCGGCAGACUCUUCAUCGUCCUGUUUGAGAAGAAAAAGAAGCUGCUCUCGGAGGUUUUCCGUUGUCGAAGGCCUGCGAAGCGGAAACACUCCAAAAAAGCUAAAACGCUACCACCGCAACCCGCUCAGGCCUAAGAGGGUCUCCAGAUUGUAACGGAUGUACCGGCGCAGAAUGGAGUACGCGUAUCGCAAGGAACGACAUGAUCAAGCUGCUGUUUAAAAACAAUCCGGAGAAGCCGCCGGAAAUCGAAGAGCUGAGCGAGGAAGGAGUUGGAACCGUGCAGAUGUGUGUCGGAGUAUCGGCGGAUCCGUUUGCGGUGCGGAACUAUUAUCCUCCUCGUGGGCGAUUCUUGACAUGGGCCUGACGGAAAAGGACGGUUUGUCCUUGGUUCAAAUAAGUACGAACUGGUAGUUCGGUUCAACAAACAACUGGUCUCCGGCACCUGGCAGCGAGGGUGCUUCAAUCUACAGCCAUUCUUCGUCAGUUCUGGAAUCACGGAUACCGGAGAUCGUCUGGUUGCCGUGGUGAUUACCAAGAGUGGCCAAAGUUACAUGCAGUCGACGAUCGACUGCCACGUUGGCGUUGAUUGCUCCUACGAGGUGAUCCCAGGCCCAGGGUGACCACUGAAAUCCCAUUUUCAAAUUCCCUACUUUUUCCUGACUUUUCCAGAUGCUCAAAUAGUUACCA